Cucurbita moschata (crookneck pumpkin) is the source of this 2915-nucleotide messenger RNA. Its product is annotated as scarecrow-like protein 34. The record is from RefSeq and is a predicted model, not a curated record. The transcript has a single exon. Gene Ontology annotation, biological process: regulation of DNA-templated transcription. Gene Ontology annotation, cellular component: nucleus. Gene Ontology annotation, molecular function: DNA-binding transcription factor activity; sequence-specific DNA binding. NCBI's taxonomy places the organism in Eukaryota, Viridiplantae, Streptophyta, Magnoliopsida, Cucurbitales, Cucurbitaceae. The coding region runs from base 308 to 2587 and encodes 759 amino acids.
AUGCCUUAUCCCUUCGCUUGCCAAUCACUCCAAACACGAUGAUUUCCACUUUAUAAACCUACAAAAUCACUGCCUCCACCAAUGAUUUACUCCUCUCCCUUUCCUUUCAGUAUAAACUUCCUUCCCUCCUCUGUCGGUUGCUUUCCCUCUUCUCUGUCUCUCUGUUUGCAGCUCAAUUUUGCUUCCACUUCAUGAUUCUAAUCUUUUGAUUCUGUUGACUUUCUGUUUUUCAUAGCUGUUCGAGUUCCUCCUAAUAGUUUAAUUUUUCUGGUUAAUUCCUGUUUCUAUAAGGAGUAGAUAGAUACCUAUGGAUCCAAACCUCAACGGUUUUCCAGAUCAUGAAGCAGAUUAUAACUCUGAUUAUCAGGCCCUCUUAACCCAAUUACGUGAUCUCCCCAAUCGUUCGAUUGAUGGGUUUAGAUUAAACGAUUGGGCUUCUUUACCCACUUCAUAUCCAUACCCUGAAUUCAAUAACCCAUCUCCAGAUCAUGUUCCCUUCAUCCAGAAUUCCGUUUUCCCGAGCGACCCAGACCCUAAUCAGUUUUCUUCGCCGUCAAGUGAGAGGGCGAAAGGGGAGCCACGUUCUGGGUCGGUGGGGUUGAACUCAGAUGGAGGUGCAAAAGGGGUGGCUUUGGGGUUAAGCCCUGGUGGUGACUCUUCCUCAGAUGAGAGUGACUUCAAGGAAACCGUUCUCAAGUACAUAAGCCAAAUGCUUAUGGAAGAGAAUUUGGAGGAGAUGCCCUGCAUGUUUUAUGAUCCUAUGGGACUUAAAGUUACUGAGAAAUCGUUCUAUGACGCUCUUAGUGAGAACUACCCUCCUUCACCUAACCAACCUCCUCUGGAUUGCGAGAGCUCUGAGGAUCAAUGGGCUGUUGAUCCUGUAGAACAUACGCCCCCUGUACUUCGAAGACCUUUUCCCAGCAAUGAGUAUCAGUCGAAUUUUGAGGUUACUUCUGGCAAUCAAAGCAACCUGAUUACUAAUAGUCAUGAGUUCGCCACUGAGCUGUUGGCUCAGAAUAUCUUUAGUGAUAGCACAUCCAUCUUGCAAUAUCAAAAAGGGUUGGAGGAGGCAAGGAAGUUUCUUCCAGGAGGUGAACAGCUGAAUAUUGAUCUUGGCAGCAGCAUACUGACAGGAGUGGCUUCUAAGGUAAUGGAUACAACAGAGAAGGUGAAAAGGGAGAAUUCACCGAAUGGAUCGAAGGGACGGAAGAAUCGGGAACGUGAAGAUGUAGACUUAGAUUCAGAAGAAGGGAGGAGAAACAAGCAUGCCACCAUUUAUGGGGAUGAGGAAGAAUUAUCUGAGAUGUUUGAUAAGGUUUUACUUCAUGAUUAUGGAGGAAAUGAGACCUCUGCAAAUGGGAAAUUGCAGUAUAAUGGACAACUUCAUGGAUCUAUUGCUGGGAAAGCUCGGGAAAAGAAACAGGAGAAGAGAAAAGACUCAGUGGAUUUGAGAAAUCUUCUGAUAUUAUGUGCACAAGCUGUGUCUUCUGAUGAUCGGAGGAUUGCUAAUGAACUACUUAAGAAGAUUAGGCAGCAUUCUACAACCAAUGGGGAUGGUUUCCAAAGAAUGGCUCAUUUUUUUGCCAACGCUCUUGAGGCUCGCAUGGUUGGCACUGGUACAGGAAGCAUAAUCCACUAUGAAUCACUAAUUCAAAGCAAGAUUUCAGCAGCUGAUAUGUUAAAAGCUUACCAAGCACACUUCUCAUCCUGCCCUUUUAAGAAACUCUCGCUUUUUUUCAUGGUUAAAAUGAUUUUGAAGGUUGCUGACAAGGCCAAAAGUCUUCAUAUUAUUGAUUUUGGCAUUUGCUAUGGCUUCCUCUGGCCAAUGUUAAUUCAGUUUCUUUCACAAUUACCUGAUGGUCCACCUAAACUACGCAUUACUGGUAUUGAUCACCCUCUACCAGGAUUUCGUCCAGCCGAAAAGAUUGAUGAGUCAGGACGUCGUUUGGCAAAAUACUGCAAACGCUUUACCGUUCCUUUUCAAUAUCAAGCCAUAGCAUCAGAUAACUGGGAAACUAUCCGAAUCGAGGACUUCAAGCUCGAUAGCAGUGACGUGCUAGUUGUGAACUGUUUCUACAGGUUUAACAACCUACUCGACGAAACUGUCGAAGAAACUAGUCCAAGGGAUAUUGUUCUACGUCUAGUAAGGGAGAUGAAUCCAAACUUAUUUGUACAUUCUAUCACUAAUGGAUCCUAUCAUGCACCGUUCUUCAUAACGCGCUUUCGAGAGGCACUCUUCCACUUCUCUGCACUGUAUGAUUCCUUAGACGUUAAUUUACCUCGUGAAAGUGAAGAGAGGAUGAUGAUAGAAAGAGAGUAUCUCGGGCGUCAAAUCAUGAACGUAGUAGCAUGUGAGGGCGCUCAGAGGGUUGAGAGGCCUGAAAGCUAUAAGCAAUGGCAGGUUCGGUGUAUUAGGGCGGGUUUCAGGCAGCUUCCUUUGGACAAGGAGAUGAUGAACAAGUUUAGGAGCAAGUUAACAACCCAUUACCACAAAGAUUUUGUACUGGAUGAAGACAAUGGCUGGAUACUUCAAGGGUGGAAAGGCCGUAUUGUGUAUGCUUCUUGUUGUUGGGUGCCAGCAUCAUAGGUGUAUACUCCUUGCUGUAACUUGGGACACAAGAAUGAGACUCCAGAGUCAAGACGAGAGGCGCAUUCAAUACGUUCCCUCUCAGAUGACAGAGAUUGAAGCAGAACUAGUGUGAGAUAUUUGUACUUCUCUCUGCUAUGGGAAGUUUGAAGGUAUCUGUUUGAAGGCCAAGUUCUGAACAAGAGACUGCUUGUAUCAGAUUCUCUCUUGUUAGUUCUAUGGAAAGCAUUUACCUUGUGAUUCUGAUAUCAUGAACUGUGGGAACUAAACAUGACAUGUAUGAUCGACCAAACAUUUAUCAAGUAUACUAAGUAGAUAGAUGAUAAUA